Salarias fasciatus (jewelled blenny) is the source of this 4993-nucleotide messenger RNA. It is a transcript of the gene auts2a, whose product is annotated as activator of transcription and developmental regulator AUTS2 a. Lineage: Eukaryota; Metazoa; Chordata; Actinopteri; Blenniiformes; Blenniidae. The record is from RefSeq and is a predicted model, not a curated record.
CCCGCUACCGGUCUCCCUUCUCCGGGAUCCUGAAGCUCGGAUCUGGGGAAGAGGAGGAGGAGGAGGAGGAGGAGAGACACUAUUGCCGUUUCUUUUUCCCUCUCCCUUUUGCGGGAUUUAUUCUGUCAGCUCCAGAUCUUUGCGCGCUUUGUGUUUUUUAAGUGAUCGAAGGCCUUCAACUUGCCCGGACGGUCCCUGCCCACUCGCAAGGGAGGGUGGCUUUGCUGACCUCGGGUAAGAGGAGUCGGUUCCAGGUGAAGGAAGAUGUGGCGCCACCUGCUCGACUCGCCAUGGCAGGAUGUGUUCACUGAGCAGACAUUUGCCUUAACUUGAAAAGCCCUUCCUCUGGCGGAAUCGACAGCUUGGCGAUAACGCGUUUAAUAGAUCGUUUCACACCUCCAUCUGAGGAUUUGAUGGACCGCCUUUUGGGGAUCUUUGUGUGGAGCCUGGCUUGGUUCAGGGACUAGAUGAAAAGGCUUCAUCUGUUGGAUGCUACAUGAUCACGCUGGAUCGUACACAGUGGUAACUUCCGUGUGGAUAUUGUGGAGAUAUCCGGCAAGUGGAGGCCGAGCGGCGCCGGUGUCUUUUGAAGAGUUUUUGAUUCCCCCGUGAGAAGAGGGUUUAUCUGGAUAUUUCCCAUGAAGGACAUGGAUGGUCCUCGGUCGAGUGGCCUGCGGAAGAAGAGGAAGUCAAGGUCGGAGAGGGAUCGGGAAAGGAGAUCAAAUGGGAUAAGGAACAACCACGUCAAGGGCUCCGUGUUUCGCUUCUCCUCCGACUCGGAGCGGGAGGGCGACAGGGAGCCCUCUUCGUCCCGCCCUCGGCCCCCUCGGAGGAAGCGGAAGGAGUCCACUUCUGCCGAGGAGGACAUCAUCGACGGGUUCUCCAUCACGGGCUUCGUGACCCUGGAGGCUCUGGAGAAGAACUUGACGCUGAAGCCCCAGGAGAGCAGAGACAACCAGGCCGGACCGCUGCACAAGAAGAAGCCGGGCCGAGUCCCCAACGGCCUGAGCCUGGACCCCUGCAGGAACAGCUUCCACCACCACCAGUCGUCGGACCAGGAGAACAACCCGCGGCUGGCUCACGCGCCGGGCAAGAGGAAGAAGAAGCGCCUGAGCAAGAAGCACCGGAUGCUGAAACCGGGGCAGAACAACUGCAAGGACAGCGACAGCGAGAGCGUCAGCGGCGAGUCCAAGCCCUCCGUCCGGAGCAGCUCCAGAGACAGGCUGACUGAUGGCGACACAGAGAGUGACCAAGACGACAAGGUCUCCGAUGCCGGUUCAGAGAAAUUUUUCAGCACAGCCGCAGCUAAAGUUCCUGAUUUUGGCGUCGAUGUCGUCCCGACCAAUGGCAGCCAGGAGCCUCACGGCCCCGGCCUCCUCAAGGUGUCAGGCCUAGAGCGGAGCCAGGAGAGGAGCCAGGAGAGCUGCAGAGACCCCCCGCCCCCGGCCUCCCGCACCCCCACCCAGCCGUCCCCUCUGCCGUCCCACCCCGCGCCCCCCCAGCCCCGGCGCCCGCUCCCCCCGGCGCCGUCCCCCCUCCGGACCCAGCCGAACGGCCCCGCCCAGGCUCCGGCCUCCGCCCUCCCGCCGCCACGCCCAGAGGCUCUCCUCAGGCCUCAGACGCCCGCAGCCCUGCCUCUAGCCCAGGGCCGAGAGCCCUCGCCGCCCCCCCCCUCCCCGGCCCAGCACCAGCCCGAGCUGCCGUCCCACCCCAGACCGUCGCCGACGCCCAGCCUCCACCCCCACCCGCCGUCGCCCGCCCUCCCCACCCACCACCCCCACCAGCAGCACCCCAGCCAGGCUGGGCCUCACCGGCCCCCGUCACGCUGCCACCCCCGCCCCCUUUCCACCUACAACGGCCUCAACCUCAACGGCCACAGCAGCAGCAGGAGCAGCACUCCCGGCACCAAGCCCCACGGGCCCCCUGCUCCCCCCCUGCACCUCCCCCACCACCCGCCGCCGCCUCAGGCCGCCGCCGCGGCCUCCGCCUUCCCCCUGCCUUUGGCGGCGAACCAGAGCGCCCCCCACAGCUUCCCCUCGGCCUUGCAGUCCUCGCCGCACUCCCAUCACCCCAAUAUGUUCGCUCCUCCAGCGGCCUUACCUCCACCACCGCCACUGACGUCUAGCGCCCUGCCGGUACCCGGACACCCUGCUGCUGGGAGUGCCUACUCAGAACAAGACCUUCUGCGCCAGGAGCUCAACACCCGCUUCCUGGCCUCACAGAGCGCCGACCGCGGUGCCUCGCUGGGCCCGCCGCCCUACCUGCGCACCGAGUUCCACCAGCACCAGCACCAGCACCAGCACCAGCAUCAGCACCAACACACCCACCAGCACACCCACCAGCACACCUUCACGCCCUUCCCCCACGCCAUCAUGCCCACCCCAGCACCGCCCAUGGUGCGUACCCCUGCCAGAAAUUUUGACAAAUACCCAACAAAAGUUGACCCCUUCUACAGACACAGUCUCUUCCACUCCUACCCGCCCGCCAUGUCUGGCCUUCCUCCCGUCAUCCCCCCGAACGGGCCCUUCAGCUCGCUGCAGGGCGCCUUCCAGCCCAAGACCUCCAAUCCUCUGGACGUGUCCACGAGGCCCGGCGCCGUCCCACACACCUUCCUCCAGAAGGACCCCAGGCUAACGGAUCCAUUUCGGCCCAUUCUCAGGAAACCAGGGAAGUGGUGCGCCAUGCACGUCCACACCGCCUGGCAGAUCUACCACCACCAACAGAAAGUAAAGCAGCAGAUGCAGGUCGACCCUCACAAGCUAGACUUCGGCCUCAAGCCCGAGUUCUUGAGUCGACCGCCGGGCCCGAGCCUGUUCGGCGCCAUCCACCACCCCAGCGACCUGGCGCGGCCCGCCACGCUCUUCUCUGCUGCAGGUCCCACUCACCCGUCUGCAGCUCCGUUCGGUCAUCCUCCUCACCACCCGGGAAACUUCCUCACUCCGGCGUCUCACUUAGAACCGUUCAGCAGACCCACGUCGUUCGGAGGCCUGGGCUCCCUCAGCUCCUCGGCGUUCGGCGGCCUGGGGAAUCCGGCACUAACGGCCAACUCGGUGUUCGGCCAUAAGGACGGCGCCAACCCGCCGCAGCACUUCAACAGCGGCGCCGGCGGCGGCGGCGGCCACCAGGAGCCGUGGAACCGGCUGCACCGCACGCCGCCCUCCUUCCCCACGCCGCCGCCGUGGCUGAAGCCCGGGGACUCGGAGAGGAGCGCCUCGGUCAGCUCGCACGAGAGGGAGCGGGACGUGGACAAGCGGGACGCGCUGGGCGGGAAGGACGACAAGGACAGGGAUUCGGUAGAAAAGCGUCAUCCCAGUCAUCCAUCGCCGGUUCCGGUCAAUCCCAUCAGCCUCCUGGGCCACAGCCGGCCCCCCGAGCACCACCGGAACCACCUGCCCCCGCCCGCCGGAGAGCCCCCCAGGGAGAAGGAGAACAAGCCCAAAGAGCGGGAGAGGGAGCGGGACCGGGAGCCGCCGGACGCCUGGAAGGACAACGGCGCCGACGACCACAAGCUGAAAGAAGGCCAGCACGGCGACAAGGACGCGCCCGUCAUCCACGACGGCCGCACGCCGGAGGACAAAGCGCCCGGCCGCGGCACGGCGUCGCCGUACGUGCGGCAGACCAGCCUGGAGCGUCCGAACGGCGGCCUGAGCCGGGAGGCGCCGGACAAGAAGGCGGAGCUGCUGCCGUACGAGCACCAGAAGAAGAGCGGCGAGGUGAAGGUGAAGGAGGAGAGGAAGGAGGAGCAGGACGGGUCGGCGGAGCGGCCCGGCGACGGCUCGGCCGCCCCCGCCCUCCACCCGCCCUCCUCCAUGCCCGUGCCCAUGGGCAUGGCGGGCGUCCACCCCAUCAACAGCAUCAGCGGCCUGGAGAGGACUCGAGUGGUGGCGCCCUUCAUGGGCAUCAGCCCCAUCCACGGCGCCGACCGCUUCCCGUACCCCGCCUUCCACUGGGACCCCAUGAGGGACCCGUACCGCGGCCUGGACAUCCACCGGCGGGACCCGCUGGCGAGGGACCUGCUGCUGAGGAACGACCCGCUGCACCGGCUGGCGGCGCCGCGCCUGUACGAGGCCGAGCGCUCCUACCGGGACCGCGAGCCGCACGACUUCAGCCGCGACCACGCCCACCCGCUGGCGCUGGAGCAGCGGCGGGAGCAGGAGCGCGCCCACCUGGAGGAGCGCGAGCGCCUCAGCAUGCUGCGCGAGGACUACGAGCACGGCCGCCUGCACCCCUCUAUGCACCACCCCGCCCUGGACGGACACCUGCCCCACCCCCACCCCGCCCCCGGCCUCAUGGCGCCCGGACUGCCGGGCAUGCACUACUCCAGGGUGAGCCCCUCGGCCGCCGCAGCGGCGGCCGCCGUCGCCGCGCAUCAGAACGGCAUCCUCAACAAGACUCCGCCCACCGCCUCCCUGAGCGCCCCGCCCCCCCUCAUCCCCACGCUGGGCGCCCGGCCCGGCUCGCCCCGACGGACUACCCCCCUGGCCACAGACAUCAGGGACAGACCGCCUCACAAAGACAUCGAGGCACGGUGAGCCGACCCCCGACCCCUGACCCCGCCCCCCCCCCCGACCCCCCCCGUGCCUCACCCGCCUCCAACUCACACCAAGCACUUAGCUUCGGGCGAAGCGAGACUGUAACAUAGCUGUGAAUAAUUUAUGUGGGCGGAGACUCGCCCACCGAUCAGUGAGACAGUAAUCAUGGAACAAAAUAAAAAAAUCAUUUUUAAAAGGUUUUUCUUUUUCCGUUCCGCCGCUCGUACAGCGAGGCGGCGUGGAGCCCGUACAGGCGGAAAGGCAUGUAGAUAGCGUGUACAGUCGCUGUGCUCUCACUCCGUGUGGAUCAAAAAUCAUGGUACAAAUAUGCAAAGAGUGUUUUGAAAGCUUUACUUUGAACAAAUGUAAAUACGGGAGUCUGGAGGAUUCAGAAUGUGCUUUUUUUUGCUAUUUUCCUUUGGUUUUUUUGGACGCAGGUGAUUUGAAGCAUUGUACCAGAG